AUGCAAAUCCUCCGAGUGUCUAACCGUCGGGAUAUGGCCUUGCAUGAGUAUGACCCUGCUUCCUUAGCUGAAAUAUUUUGGCAGGAAUGCUGCAGCGAACUGUUUGCGUGUUUAAUGAAGGCCGAUGAAGAUCAAAGCACGAACCUUAGUCCGGUCGAACAAUUCGAGAACUCGCUUCCAAAUCAAAAAGUGGUCAACUGGUGUGGUGCUGGCCUGGAUGCUGUUAGGCCAUCUUAUGCAGGACCAUGGGUAGAGUUUAUAAACAUUCUUUACGACUGUGAAACACGCACGUAUGAGUGGAUUGGAAAGAUCCAGGUAGCACUUCCGAAAUUGGAACAUACAACAAAAGAGAACUCCAAGGUCUUGAUAUACUUAUCCCACAGGCUUCUGGGCCAGGGUAUCGAGACAAGGACAUGUACCAAACAAGACAACAUGUCGAGUAUUUACAGAUGGGAAUCAAAGGACACUCUCUUCUUCUGGAUCUACAAUGUGCAGGUGAAGAUGCAUGACAAGAGGACAACUGAAUGUAGAUACACAAUCCGAUGGGGAGGGCUGGAUAUCGGCAGUAGAUUCCAGAUUGCUCCGGCCACUAUGCGGAAAUGGAGCAUUAUCAGUGCGCCUUCUCCACUGCCUCGAUGUACCACCUGGAGAUAUAAGUACGCAUUCUUACAGCUUCAAAACGACAGCUAUGACUAUCUGUGUCAGCUAGGAGAGCAUCAGUUAGCUCACAUCCCAUAUCUAUGUUAA
Messenger RNA from Aspergillus tanneri, 747 nucleotides. RefSeq lists its product as uncharacterized. The record is from RefSeq and is a predicted model, not a curated record. The coding region runs from base 1 to 747 and encodes 248 amino acids. Lineage: Eukaryota; Fungi; Ascomycota; Eurotiomycetes; Eurotiales; Aspergillaceae. The transcript has a single exon.